CAAACACCCAUUUGGCUAUUCCUAUAAAUCACAUUCCACAAACCUAGCUAAUACAUUCAGAGAGAGAAACUCACGAAGUGUUUUAGACUUUAGAGAGAGAAACGGGGCGACCUGAGAUUCUUAGUUUGAAGAACACAAAAAUGGCUGGAUCAAUGAAGUCGAGUAUGGUUAUGUUGAUGGUGAUGAUGGUCGCUUCCAUGCAGAUGCAAAGCUCCAUUGCUCAGACAAGACAUGUCGUCGGAGACGCCUUGGGCUGGACCAUUCCUCAAAACGGCGCCGCCGCUUACACAACCUGGGCUUCCCAACAGAACUUCACCGUCGGCGACUCUCUUGUUUUUAACUUCACCACCGGUGCGCACAACGUGGCGGAAGUAUCACAAGCGGCAUAUGGCCCAUGCACCACCACCAACCCGAUUUCCAUCACCACCACCGGCCCUGCCACCCUCACCUUGACAACUCCAGGCAGCCACUACUACGUUUGCACCGUCGGAUCACAUUGCCAAAUUGGUCAGAAGUUGACCGUCAACGUAGCUGCUGCAGCCGCCGCACCUACCACCCCACCACCAGCACCAACACCCACCACUCCUCCUCCAGCAGCCACCCCCACGCCCACCCCCACACCAACACCGUCACCGGUUUCUCCACCAACCACCAGCCCAACCCCAGCCCCCGGCCCUUCCACCACCACCACACCACCUACCUCUUCUCCCGCACCUUCUCCGGUUGGAGCCAGCCCACCAUCACCUUCUUCAUCCAGCCCAUCUCCUACAGGCAGCACCACCCCAUCUCCUGCCGGUGACUCCACUCCUCCUCCACCAGCACCUAGCAACGCUGCAUCUUUGAUGGCUGCGGUGCCGGUCACUUUUUUGGCCGUUGCUUUAACUUUCUUUUACUAGAGUAAUCAUAUUUUUUUUUUAUUAUCUUGAUCAUUAGUUUGAGCGAUUACACGGCUGUGUGUGAUUAAUUUCUGGGUUUAUUUUUUCUCACGUUUGUAAGGAUUGAAUUAAAUUAUGUUAUUUUUCAUAUUCGUAUCAAUAA
Molecule: messenger RNA, 1038 nt
Organism: Lactuca virosa
Lineage: Eukaryota; Viridiplantae; Streptophyta; Magnoliopsida; Asterales; Asteraceae
Source: the annotation of a GenBank genome assembly